AUGUGUGAGGAGGCUGUGGACGGAGGUUUCUGGAUUUAUGGGGGGAGUGUGCAGCCCUUUAUGAGGUAUUUGGAGUUGAGCUGCAUAUCGAAAACAAACAAACUCUUCCAGAAGCUUCAGGACCUCAACCCUCUUCUGAACAUCGAGAUGGAGGCAUACUCCUGCAAGUCGAGCAGGAAGCAGAGGAUGGAGAUGCAUGUGGAGAAGCCGCUCAGGUAUCUUGUGUCUGCACUUGAGCUGCGGUUUCCGGACUAUGACUUCUCUGGGGAGUCGUGGAGGUCUUUUUCGCGGAAGUCGAUGGGGGAGGUUGUGAACGAGGUUGCGUACUCGAUAAGCACUGUGCACAAGAACAACUCUGAUGUGAAGGAGUUUGUGGGGUUUCUUGAGGUGAUUCUCCACAAGUCUGUUGACCUGAGUGAGUGCAUGAUAUUUUCGUAUGAGAACAGGAUGGGGCCCUUUGAGGACUGCUUCUGGUACUUUUCGUUUCUGUUUUUCAACAAGAGGCAGAAGAGGGUGGUGAUGCUGAAUGCGUUUAUGAACAGGAACUAG
This is a messenger RNA of Encephalitozoon hellem ATCC 50504, 549 nucleotides long. Its product is annotated as Mod5 protein-sorting protein. Gene Ontology annotation, molecular function: RNA polymerase III core binding. The transcript has a single exon. Bases 1 to 549 code for a protein of 182 amino acids. Gene Ontology annotation, biological process: negative regulation of transcription by RNA polymerase III. Lineage: Eukaryota; Fungi; Microsporidia; Unikaryonidae. Gene Ontology annotation, cellular component: nucleus. The record is from RefSeq and is a predicted model, not a curated record.